Molecule: messenger RNA, 4451 nt
Organism: Loxodonta africana (African savanna elephant)
Lineage: Eukaryota; Metazoa; Chordata; Mammalia; Proboscidea; Elephantidae
Product: zinc finger protein 709
Exons: 4
Coding region: 221-1759 (512 amino acids)
Biological process (GO): regulation of transcription by RNA polymerase II
Cellular component (GO): nucleus
Molecular function (GO): RNA polymerase II cis-regulatory region sequence-specific DNA binding; DNA-binding transcription factor activity, RNA polymerase II-specific
Source: RefSeq, a predicted model, not a curated record
CCAGAGGUGGGGCUUCCUGCAGCAUUGUCCAUUCAGGAACGUCGGGGCGGGAUCGAGCGCAGAGUCCAAUCAGGAAGCGGGGGCGGGAGGACGUUUCCUAAACCCUCCCAGACGUCACUGCUCGGCGCGUACGACGAUUGAAAGUUUAUUAUCUGUCUGCGCGACUCCGGAAGUGCUUGUUCCGGCGGACGGGACCACGGCACGUCUGCAGAAGCCGGACAUGGACUUGGUGGUCUUAGAAGAUGUGGCUGUGAACUUCACCCAAGAAGAGUGGGCUUUGCUGAAUGCCGCUGAGAGGAAGCUCUAUAAGGAUGUGAUGCUGGAAACCUUCCAGAACUUGGCGUCAGUAGAUAGUUGUACUCAAGUUAAAACCAGUGGAUCAAGUCCUCAGCAGGGUAUUUUUGAGAAUGAAAUAUUCAAUGGAAAGAAAAUAAUAAGUUUCAUAAGAAACGAUUCCAGGUUCAAUUUGGAAGAAAAGGGGAAAGUUCAUAACGUUGAAGAUCAGCCCCAAAUCCAGAAGAAGCAUUCAAGGAAAUGUGUGAGCGGUCAUAAAGGACAGAAAAUCCCUGCAUGUGAAGUAUGUGGGAAAACCUUUAUGCAUUUAUCUUCCCUUAAGCUACAUUUAAGACGUCACAGUGGAGAGAAACCGUAUGAAUGUAAGGAAUGUGGGAAAGCCUUCAGUUGUCCCACAUACUUUCGAGAACAUGUGAGAAUGCACACUGGAGAGAAACCCUAUGAAUGUAAGUAUUGUUGGAGAGCCUUCAGUUUUUACUCAUCCCUUCAAGAACAUGAGAGAACACACACUGGAGAGAAACCCUAUAAAUGUAAGCAGUGUGGAAAAGCCUUCACUAGUUAUUCCGCCCUUCAUGGACAUGAGAAAACACACAGUGAACAGAAGCCUUACGAAUGUAAGCAAUGUGGCAAAAGUUUCCGUUGUCCCAAAUAUUUUCGACAACAUGUGAACAUGCAUAGUGGAGAGAAAAUCUAUGAAUGUAAGGAAUGUGGGAAAGUCUACAGUAUGCCUGCAAACCUUCGACAGCAUAUGAAAACGCACAGUGGUGAAAGACCCUAUGAAUGUAAACAAUGUGGGAAAACCUUCAGAUGGCCUACCUCCUUACGAAACCAUAUGAGAACGCACUCUAGCGAGAAACCCUAUGAAUGUAAGCAAUGUGGAAAAGCUUACAAGUGUCUCAUAUCCCUUCAAGAACAUCUGAGGAAACACACUGGGGAGAAACCCUAUGAAUGUAAGCAGUGUGGAAGAGCCUUCACUAGUUACCCAGCCCUUCAUGGACAUGAGAAAACGCACAGUGAACAGAAACCUUAUGAAUGUAAGCAAUGUGGCAAAAGUUUCCGUUGUCCCAAAUAUUUUCGACAACAUAUGAACAUGCAUAGUGGAGGGAAAGUCUAUGAAUGUAAGGAAUGUGGGAAAGUCUACAGUAUGCUCGCAGUCCUUCGACAACAUAUGAAAACACACAGUGUUGAAAGACCCUAUGAAUGUAAACAAUGUGGGAAAACUUUCAGAUGGCCUACCUCCUUACGAAACCAUAUGAGAACACAUUCUAGUGAGAAACUCUACGAAUGUAAGCAAUGUGGAAAAGCCUACAAGUGUCUCAUAUCCCUUCAAGAACAUCUGAGGAAACAUACUGGAGACAAACCCUAUGAAUGUAAUCACUGUGGGAAAGUCUAUCAAUAUUCCAAAUACUUUGACGUGCAUAUGAAAAUGCACAAUGGAGAGACACAGUAUGUAUGUAAAGAAUGAGGGAAGCCUUAAGAAUACAAGGCAUGUUGGGAAACCUUCUGUAAAAUGGGACGAGCAGUAAUAUCAGUACCUGUCUAAUGUAAUGGGGGAUAAUGAGAAUCACCGUCAGCACAAAGCCGACUCCCAUGAGGUGGAGAUCACACAUACGUCCACUGUGCAACCUUUUUACCAAUUCUGAAACCUGCCAUCCCUGCCAUGGCACUCUCUACUUCUCUUCGGGGUUUGAUAAUCUGUUGCAGUGGCCACACAGAAUUCACAGACCAUACUUACACUUAAGUGGUUUAUUAAGGACCAGGGUACAAGUCGGUAUCAGAAUCAACAGACUACAACUCAAGAAUCAGGAUCAGGAAGCAUGUAGGUAGAGUCUCCCUUCUUUAGUGCAGGAUAGCUCUCUCAGCUCCUCUCAGUAGUGCGGGAUUCCUCUCAGGCCCCUGAGGACAGGUUCCUCUUGGCCCUGCCAUUGUUGCCACCACCUCCGCUGCUGGACCCCUUCUAGGCCUCUUGCUGUCUUCAGUGUUAGAGCCUUUGACCACUAUUAAACAGCUCUUUUAGGAGGUUCCUUGCCUCCUCUCUCUCUCUGUCUCCUCUCUUCCUUCUGCUUUUCUUCUUGCUUUUUUCUGUCUCUAAACAAAAAACUGUUAGGCUGGCUGCAUCUAUAUACACAAUUCUUUGCCAGUUUCAAGGCAUGGCCCCUCUCAGUGGGGGACCACAAACUGACCAAUCCCCUCUUGGUAGGCCACAGAUACCUCAUUUGCAUAGUAUGCACGGCUGGGCUACAUCUCACCUCAUUUGCCUUGUCUGUUGACCAAUCCCUGCAAGGUGCAUACCAAUCACAUGGCAGGCUGUAGCUCAGGGCCAGGCAAAAAGUAGCAAACCAAGCUGUUUUCACCUACUCAGGAAAUGUCAAUCAACCAAACAAAAGUAACAAAACUCUUCCUUGUAGAAAACUAGGCAGGUGUAACUCUUCAGGGCUUAGGGGGAAUGUCUCUCAAGCCAUUUUUCCAAAGAGCCAAGGCAAAAGGCCACAUAAAGGAACUCCUUUCACCACAGUUGUCAUCAUGGGUAAGGUUGGGAGCUACAUCUCCCCGAGUCCCUUCUGUUUAUGACUCCGGGUUAAAGUUCAUGAGAAGGGGAAGGUGCGUGAGUGUUGGAAGGCAGAAGUGAAGAAGCAUUCCUCUCCAUUCUGCUGGGCCAUCAGGAGAGAGAGAUGCAUAGGAACCCAGUAGCCUAGGUUACAGCACAUCUUUGGCACCUGGCUUUCUCACUCAGGAACAGCCCAAACCGCACACCACGUGCUUGACAUGUGUUAGCAGCCCUUCAGCGUAGAGGCGUUCACAGAGAGAGCUCACAGUAAUGGGUUAGCGUGCACAGCUCUGAAGAAAGCAAGGGGUGGAAAUGAAAUGUGUGGUUGUUCUCAGAGAGUAUGUGGUAAGAAUGUUCCAGGAAGUGUGUAUCAAAAAUAUUUUCCAAAAGUGCUUGCACCAACUCUUCUCAGAAGCCUCUGCACAGAUGAACAGAUGAAGAAUUGUGGUCACAGCCAUGCUGGAAUUUAUAUAUAAAAACCCCUCCGUCCUCAUGUACUCUGGAGCACGUUGUAUGGUUUACAUCGUGCCGCCCUGCUAUCCAGUUACAGCUGUUCCAUUCCUCAAUAAAACUCUUUUGUUCCACUCUCCACAGAGUAAAGUAUUUUUGUACUGUGUAGACUUUAGUUCCCUCCUAGGCAGUGGCUUCCACAGGGUUUUCCAGAAGCUCCCCCAUCAGGGACCUUCUUUGGCGCUCAGGCUUACAUGGCUUCCGGCUGACCCGUUAUCCUCUGUAAGCACUCAUUCCUGCAAUAGCAGUUCUUUUCUCUGAUUCCACCCUGACAGAUUUAAUGCGGCCACCGAGAAUGCAGGAAGCAUAGUUCUCUGAUGGCUUUGUUAUGGGACUGCACUGACCAUGAAAUUACUGUUUCUGACAUCUCCAUGAUUGAAAUAAUCAUUUGAACUGUGUUUGGCAGAUCAUGGGAGUUUUCUGUUACAGCCGAAUUCCAUCUAUAAGCAGUAAAUCUACCAUAUUUAGUUACUUUCAUUUUUAUAUGUGAUUACCCAGUGUUUAAUUCCUUUCAGUUUUUAAUAUGAGAUAGAAAACAAUUGGCAUGGUUCAUCAGACAUACUUCUGUAAAUGUAUCUUAGAAAAUCUUACCUAGGUUUUAAAAUCUGUUGUAUAGUUAUAAAUGUCAUUAUGUUUUCUGUUUCAUUAACUGAGAUGAUAUGUUGAAAUAUUCUAUUCUGAAUUGUUAUGUGCAUCAAGUCGGCUCACACUCACAGCAACCCUAUGUAAAAAAAAAAAAUUAUGCACAACAGAACAAAACACUGCACGGUCCUGCGCCAUCCUCACAAUUAGUGCUCUGUUUUGAGUCCAUUGUUGCAGCCACUGUGUCAAUCCAUUUUGUUGAGGGUCUUCCUUUUUUUUGCUGACCCUCUGAUUUACCAAGCAUGAUGUCCUUCCCUAGGGACUAGCCCCUCCUGAUAACUUGUUUCUUCCAAGACAGAUUUGUUCGUUUUUCUGGCAGUCCAUGGUACAUUCAGUAUUCAUCACCAGCGCCAUAAUUUAAAGGCAUCAAUUCUUUGGUCUCCCUUAAUUGUCUGGUUUUUGCAUUCGUAUGAGGCAAUUGAAAACACCCUGGUUUGGGUCAGGUGCAUCUAAGCCU